Messenger RNA from Metschnikowia bicuspidata var. bicuspidata NRRL YB-4993, 1497 nucleotides. RefSeq lists its product as uncharacterized. The annotation marks the transcript as partial. Lineage: Eukaryota; Fungi; Ascomycota; Pichiomycetes; Serinales; Metschnikowiaceae. The record is from RefSeq and is a predicted model, not a curated record. The transcript has a single exon.
GGAUCUUUCUCGAACACCGGUGAUAUGUACUUUGGUAUAUCCGGCGCUCCUCUUGUGGGAACGCCAUUUAUUGUCACUUCUGUGACCUCUUGGACUAACAGUGGUAUGAUGGUUUUCCGGAGAGCCUCUGGUGGCAGUGCCUUGUUAGUAAUUGAGCAAGUCCUUGGAGGCGAUGGUCUUUCCAGAAUUACAAAUGACGGAUCAAUUUGUUUGUACAACACCUUCUGGUUACAAACAACUAGUAUUGAUGGAAGUGGCUGUAUCACUGUGGGCUCGGGUGCCGAGUUGGACUUGCAAUUAGCCGUUGGAACGCUUUUGUUUUCUGUUGCAGAAACCCAAACCAUUUACUUGGAGUCCUCCGACUCCGUGUUGAGUAUUCUUGGAUUGAGCGUAUCUUUGAUCCCCGAUAAUACCAUUAAAGUCGCAGGCUUUGGAAAUGGAAACACAAUUCAUCUUGACAUUCUUUUCCUUUCAUAUUCAUAUUCUUCGACCACAGGUAUAUUGACCCUUUCGUUGACCUUCUUACUCGAAGUUGAUAUUGACAUUGGUACCGGGUACGAUGAGUCAUUGUUCAGCACGUCAUCCACGUUGAUCAGCAGAAGCAUUUCUUACAGCGGCCCUGCCCCUAAUAGUAUCCCAGCCGUAUGUUCGUGCGUUUCUUCCUUCCCAGAAGUCACAACUACUGCCAUUGCUUCUUCCUCCACAUUCAUCGCUUCAACUGAUAGAUCUCUGGGUACAAUCACAGCUUCUUCUGAGACUUCCGCCCCAGCUUCGUCUGCUGCUCCAGCAUCUUCUGAGGCUCCAGUUUCUUCUGAGGGUCCAACUUCGUCUGCUGCUCCAGCAUCUUCUGAGGAUCCAGUCUCUUCUGAGGGUCCAACUUCGUCUACUACUCCAGCAUUUUCUGAGGCUCCAGCUUCGUCUGCUGCUCCAGCUUCGUCUGAGGCUCCAGCAUUUUCUGACACUGGUUCUUCUUUCGUCGGCACCACCUACACCACGACUUUCGUUUCUACCAAGUCUGAUGGUUCUGUUGAGACUGACAGCGGUGUUGUUGUUGUGACUACCGACUCUGUUGGCUCCGCCACCACCGCCUCAGAUUUGACCCGCGAUGUAAGCGAGGUUGGAACGGGAAAGCCCGUAGAUGUUUCAAGUACUUUUAUUACAAGCCGGAACUCAAAGGUGACCGAUUCAUGUGAUGGAAAAAGCACUUGUACUUGGACUUCAACCGACGGUGCAGCCAGUGCAUCUGCUGGGGAAAACUCCAAAACGGGAGUGUACUCAACCCUUACAACCGUUACCAAUGGCCCAAGCGCUUCUGAUGUCACUAAAUUGACCGUUACUUUGCCGUCAUGUAUUGAUUGCGACACUAUUACAACUGGGGGUGAGCCUACUUCUUCGAUUACAGCUCUGGUGAGCAGUCUGAGCAAUUCCAUGAGUUCUAUUACUAUUUCGGCUUCUGUUAACAUUAAUCAUCACGGAGAAUCGGUAUAUUGCAUAUAG